CCCCUCAAUGUAAACAGUAGCGUCACGCUUUGAAGAAUGCCGCCACUUCCUCGCACGCCCUGUCCGAGGCCGACGCCGCGUCGGUAUUGGCCUAAUGGCAUCACGUGGGCCGUCGCGCCGCCGGGCGCUGGCGGCGUUUGUUUACGAUCACGCUCCAUCGCCAUUUUCGCCUGAUAAGCGUCUACCGACUGGCGAGGAGCGCACGUUGGUACCGUUGCUCUUCCGUGUUGUUUCAGUUUGAGAAUGCGUUGAACUAAGUUUUGUGGCAAGUGCGACGUCGCUUCACGGCAUUUUCCAUAAUCAUGACUUGCUGCGCCUUCGGAUGCCAAAAUACUUGCAGCAAAGGCAAGAGACUCUUCUCGAUACCGUCCGGUAAGCGCGACGGGUUAAGAAAGGCGUGGAUUCAUCGAAUUGGCAGGAAGAACUUCAUACCAACACCCUCCACACGACUAUGCGAGGUUGAGCGCUACAAAGGCAGAAGUAACGACUCGAGAUGUGGCGUCAAGGAACAAGCCAGAAAGCUCUCCGAGCAACUCCGUCUCUUCGGUCUUGGUGAAGGACCUAGGGUUUUUCUACUUUAUUCUCUACUUCUGCACCGCAACCAACAUUUUAUAUCUCCUUAAAUCUGCCGUGGAAACAAGUAGUAGCCACAAGAAGGAAGGAUACAUGUUCGACGUUGUCUAUGACAUCGGAUGUGGCCUCAACCUUGUCAGCGAUGUAAUCAUGCUCCAAGCGUUGAGAAACCCGAGUCAGGCAAAGAAGAAGUUUCGACUGUUCCUCAUCUGGAACGCCUUGACGACCUGUGGCUUCUACCUCACGGACUUGGUCUACAGCAGUUAUAUCAGACGUGGGAAACACGAGGUGGAAUGCAAGGACGAAGAUUCAAUUCGAAACAGGAUGUAUUACAACUUUCUAGUCUCGUGCACCAUGAUGUUUCUUGUAAAGGCGAGCAACACUUUCUUUGUCAUUUCAAGUGUCAUGGGUGCCCACAGUAACCUGAACAAGGAAGGAGUCAUCUUCGACAUUAUCUAUGGCCUCGGAUGUGCCCUCAACCUUGCCAGCGAUGUAAUCAUGCUCCAAGCGUUGAGAAACCCGAGCCAGGCAAAGGAGAAGUUUCGACUGUUUCUCAUCUGGAACGCCUUGACGACCUGCGGCUGCUACGUCGUGGACUUGUUCCGCAAUAAUUUCCUCAGCAAGCACAUCAAACUUGAAAAAGACCAGUUGCAAGGCAUGGAUGAAGAAUCGGCUCGAACCAUGAUAUUUUACUCCUCUAUAUUCUUCAGCACAGUGGUCUUUCUUGUAAAGGAAAUCAAGAUGCUACCGCUGACGCUUGGUUCCCUCGUCGGAACAGUCCUGCUGCUGGCCCACGCAGGAGCUUACAUCACCUACUUGGAGGUUCGCCUGCCGCUUCAAGGAAUCCGGGCUCCCCGGGGCUCCGUGUGGCCGGAGCCGCAGCUCGUCAUGCCUUCGAAGCUGCAGAGGCACCUGACGCCGGAUUCGUUUCGCAUCACGACGAACGACGCGGGCACACCAGAGUGCGACGUGCUGGCCAAGGCAACGGCCCGCUACGUCAAGCUGCUCUUCUUCAACGCCAUGAAGCAGGAAGGGGGCGCAGCGGUGCCGACGGGCAAGCGACUGGACCGGCUGGACGUCAACGUGUCACUUCUCUCGGAGCAGUACUGCCACUAUCCGCGCUACGGAGACGACGAGAGCUAUAACCUGACUGUACCGGUUACCGGUGACGCUUUUCUGAAUGCCACAACGGUUUGGGGAGCAUUGAGAGGUUUGGAAACGUUCAGUCAGCUUUUCUACCAACAUCCCGGCACCAAAGAGUUCCUGGUGAACGUGACGUCACUGCGAGACUACCCGAGGUUCUUCUACCGGGGCCUCCUCGUGGAUUGCGUCACGCGGUUUCUCCCUGUGAAGUCACUCAAAAGAAAUCUGGAUGCCAUGGCUUACAACAAGUUCAACGUCUUUCACUGGUUCCUCGCCGACGGGACCGCCUGGCGCCUCAGAAUGGCGGCAUUCCCGAAUCUUACGACGGUGGCGCGACUUCCUAGGCACAUGUACCAGCCUCAGGACGUCGAGGACGUCAUCGAGCACGCCAGGUUGCGCGGCAUCCGCGUGAUCCCGGAGAUCGCCAUCGCCUCACCUCCUAAGCUGCUGAGGGACGCACUGCCAGGCCUGGUGACGAUUUGCCAGCGCAGUGACGAGCAGCAUCCCGAAGCACAGGUCCCCUGCCCGAAGGACUCCGCGUGGGACGUGGCGGAUUUGUCGCACGGCCCUACGUACGAUGUGUACGCCGCCAUCUUCAAGGAGAUCGCGUCUCUCUUCAAGGACGAGUACAUUCACCUGGGAAGCAACCUGCAUCUUCCAACACUCCCGAGCGACGCACCGACUUCUAUGCUACAGCUGUACAUGGACAAUAUCGUCAACCUCACCCGCAGCCUGGGUUUCAAGACCAUGGUCUGGUACGACCUCCUUAGCAUCGACAUGAGGGUCCCUCGCGACGCCGUCGUACAGCUGUGCCGCGAUGAUGACGUCAGCAGCUCGACGAUCCAGCAGUUGGCCAAGGCGGGGCACCAAAUGGUCUUCUCCUCCAAGUGGAACCUGAGCGCCUUCAUGUACGGCCCCGACUGGAAAAAGUUCUACAGCUACGACGCCGUGCAAUUUCACGUGAACAGAGAGACAAGAGACAUGGUAAUCGGAGGGGAGGCCACGCUCUGGACCCACAUUGUUGACGCGACGAAUCUCAUACCGAGAGUGUGGCCCCGGGCAUCGGCCAUGGCGGAGCGCCUGUGGAGCAGUGAAUCGAUGACCAACACUGACGAUGCGGCGUUUCGACUGGACGAGCAGCGGUGCCGCAUGCUCAACCGAGGAAUUCGGGCGCAACCGAUACUGAACGGCUACUGCGGUGACCAAGACCUUGACUACAUGGACAAUUACCCUGUUGUCGAUUGACUUAGUUUUUAUUGUUGCAGUGAUCAAAGAUGAAUCUUUUUCUUU
Molecule: messenger RNA, 3006 nt
Organism: Dermacentor silvarum
Lineage: Eukaryota; Metazoa; Arthropoda; Arachnida; Ixodida; Ixodidae
Product: beta-hexosaminidase subunit beta
Exons: 25
Coding region: 667-2961 (764 amino acids)
Biological process (GO): carbohydrate metabolic process; ganglioside catabolic process; glycosaminoglycan metabolic process
Cellular component (GO): membrane
Molecular function (GO): beta-N-acetylhexosaminidase activity
Source: RefSeq, a predicted model, not a curated record